GUCUCGUAGUAUUGCAAGUAUUGUUUGCAAGCGAGACGCCAUAUUGUGAGCGCAGCGCGGGUCACCGUCGCGUGCAUGGUCUGUUACUUGAGCUGUUAACAUUUUUGUUGAGUAAACAGAGCGCGGUUUCUUGUAAUAUAAAUUAAUUUACCGCAAUGGAUCCCGCAAAGUUAAAAGUCGUCGAGUUGAGGGCUGAACUCUCUCAUCGGGGCUUAGACACAAAAGGAAAUAAAGCUGUCCUUGUCGAACGACUGCGGGCCGCCUUAGAGAAGGAAACCGGAGAUCAUGUUGAAGAAACAGUCCUUAAAACUGAUGUUACGGGUGGUGUAGAAGACAUGCCAACCGAUGUGCGCGAGAAAACACCAGAGCCAGUAAAGCCUCAAAGUCCAGUAAAGACACCCGGGAGAUCGGCAAGAAACUCAUCAGCUAGCAGUCCUUCCAAAACACCUUCAAGAGUUGCUGCAAAAGCUACUGCCGCCACCACCAUGUCCCCGACUAAACAACCGUCUUCUCCUGUCAAGGUACCAACGCCUGAUGAACCAAGGAAACCAUCUCCUGUACCAGAAGAACAGAAUACGUCUGAAGAGUCAGAGGUUGUUCAGAAACUUGACGAGACUGCACCUCUACUUGAAAUUCCUGAGGAUAAGGUCGAUCCGCCUGUCGCUUCUCCCAAAGGUAUAACACAGAUGGAGAGCGCUGCCGAAAUUGUUGAGGAAUCUGAAGAACCGUCUAGAGAAGUUCUUGAAACUUGUGAAAAGAGUCCGUGUGAUAGUGACGAGCCGGCAACUCAACCUCAAGAGGAAGAACCUCUUGUCUCAGAAACACCUAUAGAAGAUUCCUCGGCAGAACAUAAUAAGCUUGAAAAUUCAAUCACAGGUCCGGAUGAUAAGCCUGAUGAAGAAGAACCCAAAGAAGUGCCGAACAUUGAGGCAAACCAACAAGUUUCCGAGCAAACAGAAGAACCUGCACGUGAUAACGACGAUAGUCCAGAUGAGGAGAGACCUGAGGAUGGAGACGUAACUUUAACUGCAGAAGAAAAGGAGUCCAAGAAAGAAGAGGAUGGAGUCAAGCAAGAGAAAGUGGAAUGUGAGAUUAAUCAAGAAAAAAUGGAAGAAAGCAGUGAAAUUGAGGAACAGACCGAUCAGAAAGAUUCACACGGGGAUCAAUCAAUCAAAGAAGAAUUUGAUAAGAAUGAGGAAAAGCCAGUAAUAAGUUCCACUUACUCAGAACCUGUUGUUCCAGGAGAAGAAGGUUCAGAAGAACAAAUACUUGCUAAUUGUAAAGUAGAGAAAACUGAUUACAUGGACUUUGAUGAAAGAACAACAAAACCUGAAGAACAACAGGAUGUAGAGAUGAAGGAUUCUCGGAAUGAUGAUGACAGCGAUGCAGCUAAGGACAGGAAUAGAAAGGAUCGCAAAGAUAGAAAGAGGAAAAGAUCGGCAAGCCCGCAACAAGAACAAUACAGGUCACCUCCGCCUGUCAAACCUGAUGACGAGCCAGAAAUUGACGAUGGAAUCGUAUCAUUAUCAUGGUAUGACUCCGAUUUGAAUCUAAUGAUCGACAAAAACCACUUCUGUUCUGCGACUCCAAUGCACAAUGAUGGUUUCGGCUAUAUAUGGGCUGGAACUAGAGCUUCAUUUGGCUUCAGGGCAGGAAAGCUAUACUAUGAAACCAAAGUUACGGAAAACUGUAACAUAAGUUUGCAGGAUGAAGAAAACCCGCAUAUACUUCGAGUUGGGUGGUCUGUAGCAGGUACUUCGAUGCAGCUCGGAGAAGAAAAGUUCAGUUAUGGGUAUGGAGGUACUGGCAAAGCAUCAACGGAGUGUAAAUUUCGGGAUUAUGGAAGGCCGUUCGGUAAGGACGACAUAGUCGGUUGUUACGCUGACUUUACAGGCGAGACAAAGAUCGAUUUGUCUUUUACCGUAAACGGGGAAAAUCAGGGCGUAGCGUUUUCUAUCUCUAAGGAGGAAAUAGGCGACGUUGCUCUUUAUCCUCAUAUUCUCUCCAAGAACUGCGCGUUUGGUUGUAACUUUGGACAAGAAGAUCCAUGGAAUACGUCAAUCCUCGAUGGCUUCAUCCCUAUCGGUGAAGUGGAUCCACAAGAAAGAAUCACAGGCCCCCGAAGACCGGAAAGAAAAGAGGAUUGUGAGAUGAUCCUCAUGUGCGGCCUCCCCGCUGCAGGCAAAACCCAAUGGGCCUUACAAUAUGCAGCUUUGCACCCAGAAAAGAUGUACAACAUUUUGGGAACCAAUUCUCUCAUCGAGAAGAUGAAGGUAAUGGGACUGCCAAGGAAGAGGAAUUAUCAUGGACGUUGGGAAGUUUUGAUCGAUAAGUGCACCAGAGCUCUAAACAAACUGCUCGAAAUUGCGUCGACAAGAAGACGAAAUUACAUCCUUGAUCAGACAAACGUAUAUCCUUCCGCACAAAGGCGCAAAAUGAGGCAUUUCUACGGGUUUCAACGGAAGGCGGUAGUUGUAGUACCAACGGACGAAGAAUUCAAGUUGCGCACCGCUAAGCGUGAGGCUAUCGAAGGCAAGGAUGUUCCUGAUUCCGCGGUCCUGGAAAUGAAAGCUAAUUUUAGUGCACCUGUAUUGGGGGAGUCUUUCGAAGCAAUCGAGUACGUCGAGCUCGAGGAGGAUGAGGCAAAGAAGCUGAUAGAAAAGUAUAACAAGGAAGGUAAAGAAGCUGGAUUCUCCCACCAGCAGCUUAACAAACGACCCCGUUUCGAAAAGGCAGACAGUCACAGAGACAGCCGCGAUUCACGAAGCAGUCGCGACAGCAGAGAUAGUCGUGACCAUCGCGAUAGACGGGGUGGAUAUCCUGACAGAAACCGCAAUUUGGGUGGAUGGCGUGGUGGAAAUAACGGAGGUGGUUGGCGCGACAGGCAACAACGAGGGGGAGUUGGCGGUAGCAGUGGAGGUAACGGAAGUGGAGGCAGUAGCGGAGGCAGUGGUCACCCUCGGCAUGGAGGUAAUAGCGGAGGUAGCGGGUACGGCACAUCUUCCUCCGGUGGAGGCUGGAGAGGAGGAAGAGGUGGACCUGCCCUGCCAUCGCAUCGUGGCGGUAACGAUCGUCGCGGAGGUGUGAUAGACAGACGAACAACAGGGGGAAGUGACCGCAACCGUAAUCUUCAGCAGAGACAAGGAGGGGGUUGGGGAUCGAUGGGUUAUCAAAGUUCCCAACAACAACAACACCCACAACAACAACAGCAUCAACAACAACAACAAAGUGGCGGGGGAUGGGGACAGCAGGAAGGAUGGAACAGUGGCCAGUCGCAGCAGCAAGGUGGUUGGGGACAGCAAGGCGGAUGGGGACAGCAGCAAUGGGGAGGAGGCUGGAAAGGAUUCGGACAAAAUUCGUACAACCAAUCCGGCUACAGCCAACAAAAUUAUGGAAAUAGCAAUUGGGGGAGCUGGAACCAACAACAGUAUUACAACCAAUAUUGGGGCCAGCAGCAACAGCAACAAUCGAGUCAAACAGCUGUCACUGGUAGUAGUCAGACCGCAACAACGGUCGGAGGUUCGACAUCGACGAGUACUGGAGCGACAAAUACGGCCUCGGGUUACAGCGGAUAUCCACAAGGAUGGCAGGGCUACACUCAGGGGUAUGCUUUCCAGGCGCAGACGACGGGGAACUCUCAACAAGCUCAGCAACAAAAGUAGAAUGAUUAAGACGACGGGUUGCCCAAUUAUUAAAUUCAGGGAACGAUGUAAAAACCAGAGCACGAACUCGUUACCUUUUUAAUAUGUGACCGUGUACAGCCUAUCUGUUUAUAAAACGAAUAGCCAACAUACGUGAAUGAUCGUAGGUAUGCUUGUCGAUUGUUAUGGAACUGUGGUCACCGAUCGUGGGGAUUACGAUCCUGCGGUCUUUUGACCCUGUGAAAUCGAGCGACUAAGGAACGAGAACGAACCCGACAAGCCAGAAAUAAGAAUCUAUUGUGCGUAUCAGCCCGUUCCAUGGAAAGGAGGGUAUCGUACAAGACAAACAUAUUUUAUAUUUACGUAUAGUAACAAAAGCGGACAAAUCAGCGCGAGUAUUUGAAUCCUGUCAGGUUUUCAGUUUAAAACGCGAAUAUAAAGUUCGCGGCUUUUGAGGCAGUAGUUCAGUCUAUUUUAUAAUCUUUGAACGAAACCGGAGUUGACGAGGGCUCAAAAACAAGCAACAUUCACUCCCGAAGUUACGUAGGUAGGCGUCGUUUAAAAUCGACUUCGCUAGGACCUUAAUCAUUCCAAAAGUUUUCCCCUAACGUUUAUCGGCCGCACGUGAAUAUUAUUUUGAGGGAUUGAAUAAAAUAUUUCUACUUUCAUCGUGAACCUAAGUAUCUGGAAAAAAAAAAUUCUUCGCCGCGGUUUUUUCGUUUCUCAGUCUCAGAAGACCGCGGACGGUUGAUACGACGUAUACAUAGGUUAUUAUGUAAAAAAUUCCGACUUAAAUUUGUGAAAUAAUGUCCACAGGCUAUUUGUUACGAAACUUACGCGUAAUUGGCGUCGGAUGUGAUUGUGUAAUAAUAUUUUGGUCCCUCGCUGAUUACAGUGUUUAGUUUAUUAUUAUUAUUUCUUUUUCCACCAAAUGUAUACAUACGCAAAUAUAUGAAACGAUCAGUCUUACAGUGUACAUUUUAUGUUAUAAGCUCGAAAAAUCUUGUUCUCAGAGGAGACGAGAAUUGAAACAAACUACUGUAAUAGUCUUGAGCGAAAUUUGAGGGAUUUAGAAAAGCAAUUGUUAAAAUUUAACCGAUGCAAUCCUGUCAUAUUAAAAAUAUUAAUAUUAUUUUUAUGAUUAUUAUUAUCAUCAUUAGCAUUAUGACUAUUUUUUUAUUGUCAUGAUAUUACCAAUACCACUAAUAUUAUCACAAUUAUUAUUAUUAUAGCAAUGAUUUCCACGUCUCUCGAGCCCUCGAGAAUAAUUACAGUCUGACAUGAGAUAUACUGUGUCUCGAAUGCAGUAGAACGGAGUACCUGUCCACCUAUCUAUCUACUCUUGUAUACUUCUCGGAAUCCAAGGAAUCAAGUUUUCUCGACUACAAUAUACAAUAUACAUACGAUAUAAGUGAACUUUAUAUUCCUAUCAGAGAAAUAUUACGACCGGGUCAUCAAUUGCAAAGGUCCGGAUGGAUAAAUUUGGAUAAAGCGACAGAAAAAUGAAGAAAAAUACAAACAAAAAAAAAAAAGAAAUUAAUGAAAUAAAACGAAAUUAAGUUAAACUGAAAAAUAUGUAACAUAUUUUUUGAAAAUCAUAACCAGAUAAAAAAUUUAUUUAAAUAUAAAUAACUUGGUACGGACCGUUAGUAUGUUCGAAACAAUUGAGAUAUUUACCGUUUUAUAUUAUGAUAAUAUCGCAUGAGUAACAGUUUCUUCGAACACGGUAUAACCUUUUUUAAAUAAUAUUUAUAGUCAAAAUUAGUACAUUUAUUAGUGAACCAUAUAAUUAUUAUUAGUUGAUAAUGUGUACAAAUUCAUCGACAGUAAUAAACACCUUGUCUAUUA
This is a messenger RNA of Athalia rosae (coleseed sawfly), 5489 nucleotides long. RefSeq names its product heterogeneous nuclear ribonucleoprotein U-like protein 1. Lineage: Eukaryota; Metazoa; Arthropoda; Insecta; Hymenoptera; Athaliidae. Gene Ontology annotation, molecular function: protein binding. The transcript has 10 exons. The coding region runs from base 156 to 3662 and encodes 1168 amino acids. The record is from RefSeq and is a predicted model, not a curated record.